UGGGCUCCAGUCCAGUGCGCUCUUCCUCGCCGGUGAUGGUGGUUUCAUUUAGUCUAAAGGUUUAACGCGAGAUGGCUGUGUUUCUUAGACCUUACGCUGCUCCUAAAUGACAAAUUUAGAGAAACCCCUUUCUUUAGCAGUAUGAUAAGAAAAUCGAAAUUUAUUAUUACCGGUCAAGCUCGUCAGCUGCUUUACCCUUGCCUGGGUCACAAUAAGUAAACUUCAGCAGGUGUGCACGAUCGGAAAGGAUGGAACCGCACAGCACAGACAAAGCUCCAGAUGGAGGUUGGGGUUGGAUCAUUGUGUUGGUGUCCUUCAUGGCCCAGCUGCUUGCAUAUGGACAGACACAGGCUGUCGGAGUUCUCUUCCCAGAGUGGCUCACUGUCUUCCAGGAGGGAAAGGGACUGACGGCUUGGGUCGGGUCUCUUGUGUCUGGUAUCGGACUUGUUGCCAGUCCCGUGUUCAGUGCCUGCGUCAUGAACUUUGGUGCGAGACCCGUCACGAUCUUCAGCGGCGUCAUGGUGUCGGGCGGCCUGAUGCUCAGUGCAUUCACCCCUAACGUCCCAUUCCUGAUCUUCUCCUACGGAACUGUCGUUGGGCUGGGCUGCGGCCUUGUUCACGCUGCUACAGUAACCAUGACCUGCCAGUAUUUUGACAAGAAACGUGGUCUUGCCCUCGGAAUUGUAACUACGGGGACCAAUGUUGGGGGAUUCUUGUAUGCCACUGCUCAAGUGGAGCUCAUGGAACUUUACGGACUUGAAUGGUGUCUGCUGAUCGUUGGGGCCCUAGCUCUGCACCUUAUAGCCUGUGCUGGUCCAAUGAGGCCUCUACACGUACCGGGCUACUUCCUAAAGCAGAAAGCAGCACUGCAGCGAGCCCAGGAACAGCUCCCUGCCCUGCCGGAGAAACCCCCUGUAACAGUAUACCCCAUUAAUGACACGGGGUCCGAUGAGAAGUGCUUGACAGCUUCCAGCCCAAAGUUUCACAGCAAUGUGGAAACGGCACACAAUGAAAAACUGUUUAUUGGUUACAACCUGUUGAAGGUCAUCAAGGAUGCACAGCAGGCCUACUCCAAGUACAUUAAUGCCACAAGCCGGUUCUUACAGGAUCGGGUCUUCGUGUCCCUCUGCUUUAGUCUCUUUCUCUUCAGCCUUGGGGCCUCACCUCCUGUGCUGUUCAUGGAGGACGUGGCCCAGAGCAAGGGGCUCAUCGAAGACAUCAGCGUUAUACCUCUGGUCUCCAUCGUGUCCAUCACUACCGGCCUGGGCAAGCUGGUUCUGGGUGUGAUCGCUGAUGUCAGGUGGAUCAGUGUCAUGUAUCUAUACUUAUUCACGCUGAUUGGCGCGGGAGUUGCCCUUCUUGUCAUUCCCACAUGUGGAAGCUACAUCAGCCUUCAGAUUAUCUCGGUGGUGCUGGGAUUUUUCUCAGGUAACUGGGGUAUCACGCCCUACAUCACCGCUAAAAUUGCUGGGCUUGAAGCACUAAGUCAAGCCUACGGGAUCCUGAUGUUCUUCGGUGGGCUUGGGACUAUGCUCGGUGCUCCGGUUGUAGGCUGGUUCUUCGACUGGACGCAGUCCUAUGACUUUGCUUUCUUCUUCAGUGGGGGAUGCGUGCUGCUUGGAGGUUUCGGCCUUUUUCUGUCCCUGUUGCCAUGCUGGGCCAAAUGCAAGGCAGAGAAGCUGGAGUCUGAUGGCGAGCACUCCGUGCGCUGCCAGAAAAUCGCAUCCGUGGUGUGACAGCCCACUUGCGCUAGAAGUGGCAUUUCGACGGUACUUUUUUAGCUCUCUUUGUUCAGCCAUCCGUCUGCCAGGCUUAUCUGGUUCAGAGUCGAUGAGGGGCCUUUCCAAGAAGCGCAAGGCCAGGAAACACCCUGGUCUGUCUAUUGGUGGUGGCACACAAUGGGCAAUAUAGAGACACCAGGUAACUGUGUGCCUAGAGCGUGUGGGAAAACUAUAAAAAAAUGGGAAGAACAUGCAAACAGCACACCUGCAGAGGUUGAGAGAGGAUUUGAACGCACAGCGCUGGAGGUAUCUGGCUAAAGUGUGCUCCUUCAAAGGUUGAGGUUGACCACAGGAUAUGAACUCUUUAUAAUUUAAUAUACAAGGUUUUUAUUAUUACUAUAGUUUUUUUCACUUGACCUUUUUUAAGAUUCUGAUAUCAUAACUGCCAGGGCCCUGCCGCACAAAGGCCGUAUGUAUACCUGUCUUAUUUUCCUCCAACCUUCUUGCCUCAGUGUCACUCAAACAAUAUACAUGUGCUAAAACGAGGCGUUGGUUUGCUUGUGUCUUCGGCAAAUCCCGAAUAUCGCCACUGCUUUUAGAGAAAAAGCAUGCCUACCACCAGUAAAGAUAUAAACCUAGGGUAUACUACACUAAGCUUUGGAGUGACAGUUAGCGCAUGCAUCCCUUUGGGAACUGUGCUGUAACACGCUGCCUUUAGCUUAAAAAGGGUGCUAAGACAUGAUGUAAGUACUGCGUGGUGUGUACUGUAAGCUGUUUGUAAAGUGACACCAAAGGGAUUCUUUCUUUUGAUUGAGAGGGCUCUGUCUUUGGAAUGGCAGAGGGGUGCGUGGGCUGUGAAUCUCAUCUAAGUCCUGACAGUUUAAAGACCGCAAUGGAGUUAAAAGUGAAUUCAGUUAUGUGAUUUUUAUUCUUCAGUUCUGGCAUAAAUGAAUAAUAAUUUGAGGAAAACCCGCAGUUGUGUGAUGCUUUCAUUUGAUUAUUUAAGAUCUAAAUGAAACGUUCCGUCUCUCAGAUGUCUGACUCCUUGUGCCUUAAGAAAAAUAACGUGCAGCUGUGAUAAUCUCACUGACUCCCCAAACACCAAACGUAGCUCAACAGUUUUGCCUUCCAGUAUUAUUAAAUAGGCACCUAUGCAAUGUCUCUCAGUCUUGCUGAUGUUUUUUUUUUUUUUUAUCAAAACAUUUUGCCAUGUAAGGCAUGUGAUGAACUGAUGAAGUGCAAUUUUUCUGUUGUCUUAACUCCAUAAAAAAGUUUUUAUAUAUUGCAUUUUGUUUAUGUAUAUUCUGAAAGUCGAGUGAUCACUUUUGUGUUUUGCCGCUGAUUGAGUGUUGUCCCUCUGGUUAUGUGGGAUCUGUUUAUGAAGCCGUUUGUGCAUUUUGAAGUAGCUGUAUAUUCUGACAUAUUCAUUGUAAAUGUCAUUAUCCGUUCUUAAGGUCAUAGUCAGCAUAGUUUGAAAAUGUAGCGAAUGGUUUGAGUUUUAAACUUUUAAAACCUUUUAAACACUUGAAUCUUCCCACUGUUAUUUAAUUUUUGUGAAGAACAUCCAAGUAAACAGAGGUGACUAUUGCAAUUUUUCCCUCUUUUGUUAAUCUUUUGAUUGAUUUCUUAAGGCGCCAUCUUGAAUACUUUCUGUGCAUUGUGUUAGAUCAGGUUAAUUUUACAUUAUUCACCGACAUCCUACGUAUUUAUGAUUAUG
Brienomyrus brachyistius is the source of this 3438-nucleotide messenger RNA. It is a transcript of the gene slc16a9b, whose product is annotated as solute carrier family 16 member 9b. Bases 249 to 1736 code for a protein of 495 amino acids. The record is from RefSeq and is a predicted model, not a curated record. Gene Ontology annotation, biological process: transmembrane transport; monocarboxylic acid transport. The transcript has 6 exons. Gene Ontology annotation, molecular function: monocarboxylic acid transmembrane transporter activity. NCBI's taxonomy places the organism in Eukaryota, Metazoa, Chordata, Actinopteri, Osteoglossiformes, Mormyridae.